GACUUCAGUCAAGUUCUAGCUUCCAACGCACAAGCAUGUUCGUGCUAACUGUGCUGCUCAUAGCAGCUUUAGCGGAGGGAGGUAUAGUGAGAAAAGACAAAUGUGACGAACCCCUCGGUAUGGAGAACGGACGAAUAACCAAUGCUCAACUAAGUGCAAGUUCUUCGUAUGAGAUAAAUUCCGUGGGCCCCCUCCAGGCCAGGUUAAAUAAUAACAACGGAGGAGGGGCAUGGUGUCCCAAGUCCUUUAUCUCGGAGACGUCCGGAGUAGAUGAGUUUCUUGAGAUAGAUCUAGGAGAAGAGCACUCCGUUACCGGAGUUGUUACUCAGGGUAGGUUUGCAAACGGGCUCGGGCAGGAGUUUGCGGAAUUUUUCUUGGUUCAAUUCUGGAAACCUGGAAUGGAAGAUUUCUCCGAUUAUAAGGAUAGCUCUGGAGUUGAACUGUUUACUGGGAACCGAGACACCUAUACAGAAGUUGAGACAAGGUUUGAACCUGCUCUAGUUGCAUCCAGGGUUCGGAUUAUUCCAUUCAGUUAUCAUCCCCGAACCGUGUGUAUGAGAGUUGAGCUGAAAGGCUGCAAAUCCCUAAAACCAGGGAUAGUACGACCCACAACCUCCAUCCCUUAUCCUCCCCUGGAGGAGAGAAACGAUGAGACGGAGUUCUACGAGAUCGUCACCGAACCCGAAGUGAAGAAGACAGAGAACGUGGUCAAGAAGAACCGGGAGCACAUGGUAGAGGUUGAUCUUCAUCCUGAGAUUCCUGAUCAUAAGAUAGUUGUUCUUGAGCCCUGGUGGGAGACGGAGUAUAUGGGGAUUGCUGUUGGAAUCCUUGUAACCGUUAUUUUUAUUCUAAUCUCUAUUAUCGUGUUCAUCCUUUACAAGAACUACAAGAACCAUACAUACUCUGAUAAUUCUCAAUAUUACACAACCCAGAUCCCUAAGUUUGACCAGACUGAGUCCCAGUGGCCUGACCGGAAGCUGACAAUAGGCCGAAAGUUGCCUCCUACUCCAACAACUAGCGAGGAACUGUACACGGACUCCUCUGCAGAGUACAGUAGUCCUCUUCUUACUAGUAACUGCAGGCAGCAGAUAUACUCGCAAACCAAACCUCAUCCUAACGUCAACUGGGAGAGUUUCUUUCCUUCUCCUCCCCCUGGAGCCCCACCUCGUCUCCAUGGUUCGAUGAGACCUGGAUACAUGGCUCCUGUAAACCACUACGCUGCUACAGAUGUAAUAAACCCCGGAGCUAAGAUUUACGGAAAGAAUGGGGGAGCUACCUACUUCUUGUAAACAUAUCUUAUCAGUGUAUAGUUGUUAAGACAAUGUCGGCUGUGAUACUUUAAAUUAAACAAAUAUCCUAAAUCUUUCAUCUGAGGAAUUAGCUCUGUAAUAAAAUUGUCAAAAAUCUCCCAUCGAAGAUAAGAAAAUGAGGGAUAAAUAUAAAUUUAUCAAAUCUAUUAAACGACUCAAUAGUUUAUACUCAAGAAUUAUCAUAUCAGCAUCCACGACUUGAAGAAAAAUCGGAUACGGGCUCCAUAUCAUAUGACUUAUGUUAAAAACUCCUUGAAAGGGCAUAUUUAGUUAUAAGUUAUAUACAUGUAUUUAAAAAAGGGCCUAAAUAUUGUCCCAUCUGAAGAAUCAAAGAUUGAGGCCUGAACUCGGAAAAUGCGCAACUAAAUGUUAUUACUUCUAUUGUACAAGUGAAAAACACAAAUGUAAUUGUAUUAAUGUAGCCUAGCAACCCCCAUUAUAUUAGAUUAUGUGUCAAACCUUGCUUAAAAACGGACCCCCACGAUACCUUGAUAAAUAAACUAAACUAUUAA
Molecule: messenger RNA, 1822 nt
Organism: Eurytemora carolleeae
Lineage: Eukaryota; Metazoa; Arthropoda; Copepoda; Calanoida; Temoridae
Product: discoidin domain-containing receptor A
Exons: 2
Coding region: 36-1289 (417 amino acids)
Source: RefSeq, a predicted model, not a curated record